AUGCCUCCCAGUCGAGUAACCACCCGGCGGACGGUCACGAACGAGAAUGACGAGAAUGGUACCGCGUCAAUGCGUCUUACCAGAUCCAAGGCGGCUGCAUCCAAUGAGAAUGAUGUCAAGAAGCCACUCCAAUCCAAGAAGACCGCGGUCAACACGCAACCACUCCGCAGACGUGCCGCACUCGGCGACGUGAGCAAUGUUGCUAAGGGGGAAGUCAUGGAAGGAAAGAAAGCAACUGCUAAGGGUGGCCUCGUGUCCAAAGCAGCACAGCCCACAGGUGUUCAGAAGAACCUGUCGCGUACCAAUUCAACCCGAUCGAUACUUGGUACAAAGGACACGAAUAAGAAGGCCGAGGUGAAGCGUACUGGUUCUGGUGUCAUGGCAGGAAAGAGAAAGACGAGCGCCACAUCCUCAAAUGCAUUGUCGAUAAAAGAGGAAACUCCAGCUGAAGAUGAGCAGCCAUCGAGAAAGAAGAUACACCUUGAGGCCCAAGAACAAAAAGCUAUUGAGGAGUCGAAAGAGAACAAGGCUGAGCAGGAGAUUGAAGCGAAGGAGUUGGUUAAGCAGUUGCCUGACGAUGUUGACGACCUGGACCGUGAAGAUCUGGAUGAUCCAUUGAUGGUGGCUGAAUAUGUUGUCGAGAUCUUCGAGUACCUGAAGAAGCUGGAGGUUGCUACUCAGCCAAACGCCGAUUAUAUGGACCACCAAGAGGACUUGGAGUGGAAGAUGCGAGGUAUCCUCGUUGACUGGCUCAUUGAGGUUCAUACACGCUUCCAUCUCCUCCCUGAGACUUUGUUCCUUGCAGUCAACAUCAUCGACCGCUUCCUCUCGACAAAGGUUGUUCAGCUCGAUCGUCUUCAACUAGUCGGUGUCACAGCCAUGUUCAUUGCCUCCAAGUACGAAGAAGUUCUUUCUCCCAACGUGGCGAACUUCCGUCACGUCGCUGACGAUGGCUUCACGGAAGAGGAGAUCCUUAGCGCUGAACGAUACGUUCUCUCCGCCCUCAACUACGACCUGAGCUACCCUAACCCAAUGAACUUCCUUCGCCGCAUAUCAAAGGCUGACAACUAUGACAUUCAAACUCGGACCUUGGGCAAAUAUCUCAUGGAGAUUAGUUUACUUGACCACCGCUUCAUGAACUACCUUCCAAGUCACGUAGCAGCUGGUGCAAUGUACCUGGCACGCACUAUUCUUGAGAAGGGCGAAUGGGAUCCAACCUUGGCCCAUUACGCCGGCUACACCGAGGAAGAAAUUGAACCCGUGUUCAAGCUAAUGGUCGACUACUUGGCACGUCCAGUCACCCACGAAGCCUUCUUCAAGAAGUAUGCAAGCAAGAAGUUCCUCAAGGCCUCCAUUCUCACAAGACAAUGGGCCAAGAAGAACGCUGCGCUCCUCGGUAUUGAUGUUUCUUUGCCGUUGGACACGACUUCCCGAUAA
Messenger RNA from Amorphotheca resinae ATCC 22711, 1437 nucleotides. RefSeq lists its product as hypothetical. Gene Ontology annotation, biological process: regulation of cyclin-dependent protein serine/threonine kinase activity; G2/M transition of mitotic cell cycle. Gene Ontology annotation, molecular function: cyclin-dependent protein serine/threonine kinase regulator activity. The coding region runs from base 1 to 1437 and encodes 478 amino acids. The transcript has 4 exons. The record is from RefSeq and is a predicted model, not a curated record. NCBI's taxonomy places the organism in Eukaryota, Fungi, Ascomycota, Leotiomycetes, Helotiales, Amorphothecaceae. Gene Ontology annotation, cellular component: centrosome; nucleus; cyclin-dependent protein kinase holoenzyme complex.